AUGCGAGUCAUACUUUCCUUUCCGCGUUCUGGCGUUUCAGGUCACGGCGUAUCCGAGGAGGACAAGCUUCUAUCACGCAAAGAUAAAAAUGCGAUUGAUUUUGCCUUUAACUACAGCAAAUUGUGGUGCAAAUCCUGCAAAGACUUGGUGCUCGGAUUGGAAAAACGUGCUUAUGCAGAAAACGAGGCGUGCAGAGCCAUUGUGAAACAUUUCCAAGCAUUUGAAACCAAUUUAAAUUCCGUGAAUGGAGCACCCAUGAAGACGCAAACACUCAGUCUGGCUCGAAUGAUGGUCGAUCACUGUAAAGAAACCGAAAUGCACAAUACAAAACGUUGCAGAGAGUUGCUCGAAGUAUUGACUCGACAACGAACCUUAUUUGAAAAAACUCGCAAGUUUCUUAAAGACAAAUGGAAAGCAGAUGUAAAGCGCAUGCUGGACGCGGAAAACAGUCUGAUCAAAACAAAAUCCGCAUAUUAUCAGCGUUGUCAGACAGGAGUCAAACUGCGCGAAGAAUUAGCAAUGGCCCAGAACCAACUGAAUGAAAUGAAUGCUGGUUUGGUAGCUUCUGGGUUGGGUUCCGGCAGCACCAGUGGUCCAGUUAGCCCUGGUCCCGGAUCUGUUGCUUCGGGACAGACUACUUCGUUGGUCAAUACAUCGAGUGGAACAACUCAAUCUCAGACGGUGGGAAGUACGGCAAGCUUGACUCAGGAUAUCACGGAUAGUGCGCCUGACUCUACGGCUACAUCGUCCUCGUCCACAUCGAACCAAGUGGCGAAGCAACGUGCAAAGGUCGAACGACUGGAGAAACAAUUGAGUGAUAAUGACAAGAAGGAAAUUGAACAGAUGUAUGCCUAUCGAGAAGCAGUUGAACAAGCCAAUCAUCGUUUGUGUGAGUUGGAAAAGAGCAAGAUGGAAAUUCUCUGUGAUACGAGAUUGACGAUUCGGAAGAGCGAUGAAGUAGUUAAAGAUUCUCUGGCUGAGCUAUUCAAUCACUUAUACGCCACAAGAAUAUCUAUGAUAAAACAGUACGAGUCGAUGGCCACUGCGUUUCAGGACUAUGUACCGUGUAGUGAAUAUCGCGCACUGAUCGAUGAACAUAUACAAAAGGGAGUUGAAACCUAUCCAGAAAAGUACCAGUUUGCUGGAUUUCACGAGGCUUCAGCAUCCGGCGGAAAGUUGGACGCAGUGACAGGUCGAUUCAUGGGUCGUUCAGCUGGUUCAGCUAAGGAUGCGUCAGACAACGAUCCUUUGGCUGGAACGCGAAGUGCUCUGUGCAUUCAUUCCGACUCGGAUUCAGAAGGUGAGGAAGAUCCGGGUCCUAGUAGAGGAGGUGGUCUUGUUUCGACCAGUAGCAACGUUUUAUCUUCCCUGGUUGAAUUCGGGUCCAAUCUGUUUCGACCGGACUCGAAAAAAUCGGUGCGGGGAAAGCGUAAUCAAGGGUCUGGUGGAUCCGGCAACCAAACUGCAAUGUCCGGCUCUGCGACCACUGAAUCUCUGGACACACUAACUGCUCAGCUUGCAAAUCUGGAGAAGGAGUACAUAGCUGCCUGUUAUCCUAUUGCACGAUGUGUUGCCGCCAUCGAAAAACAGCCAGGAGGCUUAGAAACACAUGGCAUCUAUCGUGUACCGGCAUCCAAAGCCAAAGUGGCAAGUCUGCUGGAGUCGGUUCAGUCCAGCCAACCCAUGACUCCGGAGAAGGCGUCAGAUGAUAUUGCAAUGCUUAGCCAAGAGCAUCCACUGACACUAGCCGGUCUGAUUAAGACACGGUUGAUUGCCGUGUUUGACGCUUCUGAUGCGAACAUUCUCAAAGAAUUGGUGAAACGACUGCAACUUCUCAUAAAUCAUUUAAGUCCGGGAAAUAAGCGCCUCGCCGGUUUGUUGUUUCAUCACUUGUACAGGUUCCAAGUGGCGAACAUGAUGGAAUUCAUGGAUAACAAAGGCCAAACACGUGUGGUGGAAGUAUUGAUCGAUCAAGUAGUGGAAAUAUUCGGUCCAGCCGAACAGUAUGACCCCAUUCUCAUCCUAACCAGCGCUCCACCUGCUGCCGAAGAUGAACUAGAUUUGCGUCGUGGUAGUGGACCGCUUGCGCGACGGAAUACAGCCAGCGAGAAAAGCACAGAUACAAAACCAACUUUGUUACAUCCACAGGCAGCCCGUGCUCAGUCUACGAAUGCAUCAGUUAGAGGAUCGACCAGCACGGACAAUAACGGUGGCGCGGGGAGUUUAAGCACAACCACAUUACAGCCCUGUCUACUACGCUCGGCAACCAUAUCGGCUACUUCACCUGGACGGUCUGCUGGUGCGUUCAUCUCCUUUAGUAUCACCGAGUUUUUCAUGAGUGAUAAAAAACAUUGGAAAAAAAUAAGUGAUGCUUGA
This is a messenger RNA of Echinostoma caproni, 2376 nucleotides long. NCBI's taxonomy places the organism in Eukaryota, Metazoa, Platyhelminthes, Trematoda, Plagiorchiida, Echinostomatidae. The record is from the annotation of a GenBank genome assembly.